This is a messenger RNA of Humulus lupulus (European hop), 1100 nucleotides long. RefSeq lists its product as uncharacterized. The transcript is spliced from 9 exons. The record is from RefSeq and is a predicted model, not a curated record. Bases 136 to 876 code for a protein of 246 amino acids. NCBI's taxonomy places the organism in Eukaryota, Viridiplantae, Streptophyta, Magnoliopsida, Rosales, Cannabaceae.
ACAAUUCGGGCGAGUUGUCUAACUGACUCGCUCUUCAUCCUUGUCAAUAUCAAACGACGAUUCGAUAAUACACAGGUUCUGGAACGAGCACCGCGUCUCAAUCUGAACAGAAGGAGAAAAGCUCAGAGACCAACGAUGGGUGAGUCAGCCAGCGAAGAUGAUUUGCUUCUCAAGAAUUUCUUCGCUGAAGUCAGUGAAGUCGAGAGAGAUAACGAAGUCCUCAGGAUCCUCUCAUGCUUCAAGUUAAAUCCUUUUGAGUAUCUAAACUUAUCAUUUGAUUCAACCCCAGAAGAUGUGAAAAAGCAGUAUCGUAAGCUAUCACUGCUAGUUCACCCUGACAAAUGCAAGCAUCCUCAGGCCAAGGAAGCAUUUGGAGCAUUAGCAAAAGCUCAACAAUUAUUACUUGAUCAACAAGAAAGAGAUUAUCUUGUUAGUCAGAUUAAUGCAGCAAAAGAAGAACUUAGAGCAAAGAGGAAAAAACAUCUGAGGAAAGAUACUGCUUCUAAAAUCAAGUCAUUUGUAGAAGAGGGGAAAUACGACCAACAGUACGAACAGUCAGAAGAGUUCAAACAAGAACUGAAGUUAAAGGUUAGAGAAUUAUUAACUGAACAAGAAUGGCGGAGAAGAAAAAUGCAGAUGCGGAUAUCUGAAGAGGAAGGUAGGUUGAAAAAAGAUGAAGAAGAAACCAAAGAGAUGUGGAAAAGAAAGCGUGAGCAUGAGGAGCAGUGGGAAGGAACAAGAGAGAAAAGGGUUUCAAGCUGGAGAGACUUCAUGAAAACAGGAAAAAAGGGCAAGAAAGGAGAAAUUCGACCUCCGAAGCUCAAGACAGAAGACCCUAACAAAUCGUAUGUCCAAAGGCCAGUAAAGAAAGGUUAAGGUUAAUUGGUCGUGUGAUUGGUUUGGUGAAUCAAGAAAGAAAGGUGUCAGGUGUAGAUGUAGAGAGAAAUCUGUACCUGACCGUCUUAAACUUGUUUUUUUAACAUAUUUUAUUUGUGUUUGAGUGAGACAUGAUAAGAUGGAUGUCUCCGUGUAGCUCAUUAAAACCAAACCCCAUGUCAACAAAUUUAGAUUUAAUUACUAAAAUGUCUAUACCUUCUUCA